CACAAUGGCGAGAACCAAGCAGACAGCACGUAAGUCCACUGGCGGCAAAGCCCCCAGGAAGCAGCUGGCCACAAAGGCCGCCCGUAAAAGCGCGCCAGCAACCGGCGGUGUGAAGAAACCUCACCGUUACAGGCCCGGCACCGUGGCUCUCAGGGAGAUCCGCCGGUACCAGAAGUCCACCGAGCUGCUGAUCCGCAAACUGCCCUUCCAGCGUCUGGUGAGGGAAAUCGCUCAAGACUUCAAAACGGACCUGCGCUUCCAGAGCUCGGCUGUCAUGGCGCUGCAGGAGUCCAGCGAGGCUUAUCUGGUGGGUCUGUUCGAGGACACCAACUUUAAUAUAUCUUACGUCAUGUCUGGAAGAGGCAAAGGAGGGAAGGGACUCGGCAAAGGUGGCGCCAAGAGGCACCGCAAAGUUCUCCGUGAUAACAUCCAGGGUAUCACCAAACCAGCGAUCCGUCGUCUGGCUCGUCGCGGCGGAGUCAAGCGAAUCUCCGGCCUGAUCUAUGAAGAGACUCGCGGUGUGUUGAAGGUUUUCUUGGAGAACGUCAUUCGUGACGCUGUCACUUACACGGAGCAUGCAAAGAGAAAGACCGUGACCGCCAUGGAUGUGGUCUAUGCACUCAAGCGGCAGGGACGUACCCUGUACGGCUUUGGAGGGUAAACAGAUCGCUUUCAAAUACUCAAAAUCAAAGGUCCUUUUAAGGGCCACCCACACCACUAAGAGUACAUGUCCUCACGCAAUUAUGCCUCAAAUAUAAUUCCAAUCAGUUAUUUUUACCUCAGCUCCUGUGGCAGUCAAUGUGCAUGAAUGUUUAACAAUGGAUCAGAAUAAAGGAUCCAAUAAGAAUAAAACAGGCCAU
Molecule: messenger RNA, 860 nt
Organism: Nerophis ophidion (straightnose pipefish)
Lineage: Eukaryota; Metazoa; Chordata; Actinopteri; Syngnathiformes; Syngnathidae
Product: histone H3-like
Exons: 3
Coding region: 5-661 (218 amino acids)
Cellular component (GO): nucleosome
Molecular function (GO): structural constituent of chromatin; protein heterodimerization activity; DNA binding
Source: RefSeq, a predicted model, not a curated record